AUGUUCAUCCCCCACCACUCCUUCUCCUCCACAACCCUCAUCCUCACCCUCCUCCAAUACCUCCACCCGGCAUCCUCUCAGACCAACCUGCCCUCCUCACCCACCACCACAUCCUCCCUCCCCACAACCUCCACCCCGGUCGACUCCCCCUAUUACAACUUCACCUAUCCCACCUUCCCGGAUGACUACGACAGUGGCAUCCAAGUCUCGUAUAAAGACACCAUCGACGUGUCCUGGAUCGCGAACGGAGUACAAAAUACGCCCGUGCUGCAGAUACAGUGCUGGACUCGAAAUGAUUCGAACUACCAAAGCCGCCCAUCCUACACCCACAACAUAACCUCAUCCCCCAGCCCCGAAUACCCCCUCCCUCUCGCACGGUACCGACAAUACAGCCCCUGCGAACUGCGACUCCUGGAUCCCCAUCAGACGUCCUUCACCAAUGGCAGCGAGAGCGCGACGAGCGUCGCGUUCUUCAUCAGCGAGGACACGAACGCUUCGACGGCCGGCGUGACCUGGAGCGAGGAUAACGCGGCGCCGAAAGUGGCGGUGGAUGCGGGCGUCGCGACUGCGGCGAGUGGGAGUGCGGGCGUGUAUCAUAAAGGUGUGAUGGCGUUAAUGUGGGCGUUUGUGGGAGCGUUGGCGGCGGCUACGGUGCUGUUGUGA
Molecule: messenger RNA, 663 nt
Organism: Letharia lupina
Lineage: Eukaryota; Fungi; Ascomycota; Lecanoromycetes; Lecanorales; Parmeliaceae
Exons: 2
Coding region: 1-663 (220 amino acids)
Source: RefSeq, a predicted model, not a curated record